Messenger RNA from Alternaria arborescens, 1503 nucleotides. RefSeq lists its product as hypothetical. Gene Ontology annotation, biological process: regulation of DNA-templated transcription. The record is from RefSeq and is a predicted model, not a curated record. The transcript is spliced from 4 exons. Gene Ontology annotation, molecular function: DNA-binding transcription factor activity, RNA polymerase II-specific; zinc ion binding. The coding region runs from base 1 to 1503 and encodes 500 amino acids. Lineage: Eukaryota; Fungi; Ascomycota; Dothideomycetes; Pleosporales; Pleosporaceae.
AUGGUCAUGGGCGGCGCCAUGGGCCUUGUCAUGGGCGAGGUCAUCAUCAUACACCGGCCCAAACAGCAGCGCAAGGGUGUCGUCGCCGUCGUCGUGUCGGGACGAGGAGUCGGGCGAGGUGGUAGGGGCGCCUCAGCAUUUUCCGCACCACCACCCACCACUCGCUCUCGCCCGAAGCCCUUGCACUCGCCCUCGCCCACAGCACACGCUGAGCAAGCCGGCCGCUGUGUUGCACUGCGAGAGCGCGCCGUGACAGCUCCCCGUUGCGCCCGCCAUCCACCACCCACCCAGCUCGACCACGCAACCCAAAACAUGUUCCCUCACCAGGGUGGCCAAGGCCAGCUUCCCGCCCACUGGCAACCACCCACUGCCCAGCAGCCCGCGAAUGGCUCGUAUGCGCAGCCUCCGCAUAUGAACACCACGCUCCCACCUCCACCUCCACCGCCCCAAGAGCCCCGCCCCGACAUGGCCCAACAUCCUCAGUACCAGCACCAGCAGCCAUACCGUCUGCCAGGCCCCAAUGAGUGGACACGCGCUCCUCCUCCGCCAGACUAUCGCCAGCAGCCACCACCGCCUCCCCAAUAUGUCCAGCAACACCACCAGCCGCCCGCUCCGCGACAGCGCACUGCCAUUGCCUGUCGCUACUGCCGACGCCGCAAGAUUCGCUGCUCCGGCUUCGAGGCGACUGAAGACGGCCGCUGCUCCAACUGCAUGAGGUUCAACCAAGACUGCAUCUUCACCCCAGUCUCGGCCCAGACUCAGGCCUUUGUUCCUGCACACACAGUCUGGCGCGGUGUCGGACAGCCACCGCCCAUGUACGGUGCCUAUGGGCAGCCACUACCUCCUGCCAGCCACGGCGAGCCAUAUGGCCAGCCGUCGCGCCAGCCGCAGUAUCUGCCCAGCCCCACUGCAGGUCCGUACCCAGCUCAUUCUGACUAUGGCCCGCCCAGUGCUUCUCCAGAUGAUGCGAGCCGUGAUGCGCUGGCAGGCAGGAAGAGACUCCAUCCUGAGCCUCAUACCCCUACUCUGCCGCCGCCACAUCCUGGCUCAGCGUCACAGGCUCCUCAUCGAGGCACUGGAGAAGGCUAUGCCUAUCCAGAGCCACCGUCUCUAACUUCGGCUGCUUCAACAGCAAACACUCCCACCCCUUACCCCUCCGCGCCUCCUCCCGCCCACCCUUCCUACGCCGCACAGCCGCCGCGUCAAGCUUCUCCACAGAGCGCCUACCGCUACGAGCCGAGUCGCACCUCUUCAUCGCCACACUCUCAAGCACCAACCACCCCCGGUGCCCCUCCUACGCCUUAUUACGCAGCUCCACCGCAGCCCAACGGCGUCCUGCAGCCACCGCCUGCGCGCAGUGAUGGCAGAACCCCACCACCGCCUACAUCGACACCCUCGGCUAGACCCAGCAUGCGCAUCAAUGACCUCGUAAGCGACAAUGGCCCCGCUCGCAGCUCGACCGAUUCGUCCAUGCUCAAUAUGCUCAACCGCCGGCCCAUGUAA